AUGCCCAAGGAGUCUGAGAACAUGCGCAAGGCUCCCCGGGAUCACGUAGGAUCCCUACAGGCACCCCUUUUCAACCCGGCCGACAAAUACCAGAGCAAGGCCGACAACCUCCAUCGCUACGGAGCUUGGUUGAUGGGCUGCAUCCCCAAAUACAUCCAGCAGUUCUCCGUGUGGAAGGACGAGCUCACCAUAUACAUCUCGCCGUCUGGCGUCCUCCCAGUCUUUGCUUUCCUCAAGUACAACACGGCGGCCGAGUUCACUCAGGUCAGCGCCAUCACCGCAGCCGACUACCCGACGAGGGAGAACCGCUUUGAGGUCGUCUACAACCUGCUUUCUAUCCGCCACAACUCCCGCAUCCGAGUCAAGACAUAUGCCGACGAAGCAUCCCCCGUGCCGAGCAUCACAAGCCUCUUUGACGGCGCCAACUGGUACGAGCGUGAGGUCUACGACCUCUUCGGUGUCUUCUUUGCUGGCCACCCCGACCUGCGACGAAUUAUGACAGACUACGGUUUCGAGGGCCACCCGCUGCGCAAGGACUUCCCCUUGACCGGCUACACCGAGGUCCGCUACGACGAGGAGAAGAAGCGCAUCGUCACGGAGCCGCUCGAGCUCACCCAAGCGUUCCGCAACUUUGAAGGUGGAUCUAGUGCUUGGGAACAGGUCGGGCCGGGUCAAGACCGCACGCCCGAAUCGUUCAAGCUGCCGACGCCCAAGCCCGAAGAAAGGAAGGAAGAGCCUAAAAAAUAG
Hirsutella rhossiliensis is the source of this 747-nucleotide messenger RNA. Its product is annotated as respiratory-chain NADH dehydrogenase, 30 kd subunit domain-containing protein. Lineage: Eukaryota; Fungi; Ascomycota; Sordariomycetes; Hypocreales; Ophiocordycipitaceae. The coding region runs from base 1 to 747 and encodes 248 amino acids. The transcript has 2 exons. The record is from RefSeq and is a predicted model, not a curated record. Gene Ontology annotation, molecular function: NADH dehydrogenase (ubiquinone) activity.